Molecule: messenger RNA, 3271 nt
Organism: Drosophila gunungcola (fruit fly)
Lineage: Eukaryota; Metazoa; Arthropoda; Insecta; Diptera; Drosophilidae
Product: transcription termination factor 2
Molecular function (GO): ATP-dependent chromatin remodeler activity; ATP binding
Source: RefSeq, a predicted model, not a curated record
GCGACAGUUACCAACACUGUCCGCGGACUUGUUCGAAAGUGUUUAAGCUAGUGAACAUUACAUCAAUGUUUUUGUAAAGAAAUGGCGCCAGAUAAGUCACAAAGCCCGUACGCGAGAUCGGAUUCGCCGCCAUGUUCCAGUUCAGCAGCGAUCGGAAACAUAAAUAAUUCCUCCUUUGAAAACUAUUCGUUUCAUGAUAUUGACAUUUCCUCUUCGUUGGAAGACAACGGCAGUCGUGAACGACCGUGUAGUGUCCAAAAUGAGACAGUCUUUAACUUGACCGAUAGCUCUAAGGAAAUAAGCAACCAGCUGCCGCCAACUAAUCAGGUUUCAGAGCCACAAAGCCAGUGCGCGAGAUCUGAUUCACCGCCCUGUUGCAGUUCAGCAGCGAUCAGAAACCUAAAUGAUUCCUUGAAUUGUUUUGGAAAAACUACGCUUCACCACAUGGACAUUUCAUCUUCAUUGGAAGACAACAGCAACCGUGAUCGUUUGUGUGGUGUCCAAACUCAGACAUUCGACAAAUGGACCGACAGUUCUAAUGACAUUUUCGACCAGCAGGCGGCAAACAACGAUGGUCAAGAACUAACCAGUGAAUACGCAAGCAAUGCAGGUGCUAUUUUCGUCAGCGCUUCGGAGUAUUCUGAAAAAAAGAAGCAGAUCGAUAAGCUGGUGCAGAAUAUGCUGGGCAUGGAGCAACUGCAGCGCCAGCUGGAAGAGAAUGGGUCCACCAACGAGGAGCUCCUCGACCUGAAAUUGCGCCUGGAGAAACUCAAUGGGCGCCUAGAGGCGUUGGGAGAGUUUCUGGACACGCUGCGCGUCCAGGAGGAUCAGUCGGCCAACAGGAUCAAGGAGGAGGCCGAGCAGAUCGAGCAGCCCCGAUGGUCCAACUUGUAUUCCGGGCUGAACCGCUAUCGCCACAAAGCCAAGCACACUUCUGCCGAGUUUUAUCAGCACAAGAGCAACAUUAUCGACAGUCUGAAGACGCUGUAUGAGCCUUCGGAGCCUACUCCUGCGAUCGAUGACUUAGAGAAGCAGCCUGCCCUUCUCAUGGUCCGGCUGUUGAAGCAUCAGCAGGCAGGCCUGAAAUGGAUGCAGUUCCGUGAGCGGCAGAAGAUCUGUGGCGGAAUUUUGGCCGACGACAUGGGUCUGGGCAAGACCCUGAGUAUGAUUGCCCUGGUGCUGGCUUCACAGGAAACUAAAAACAAAAAACGGGUAGAUAAGCAGCGUUCCCUGGAGCAAAAGUGGACCCAAGAGUUUAAUCGAUUUAAGACAAAGAAAAUGCCAAAAUUUCGUAUUUUCGAUGAUGAAGAAGAGUCCGAAGAGGAGAAAGAGAAGUACGAACCGCGUGAAGAGGAGAGCCUUGCAACUAUUCCCUCAGCGGACACACUAGUUGUGUGUCCCAUGAGCGUGAUGUGCCAGUGGGCCCAGGAAGUGGUGUCCAAGGUGGCACCGAGUGCCAUCAAGGUGCUGACUUUCCACGGAGCCAACCGCCGUGAGAUCGGGCUAGAAGUAUUUAGGAGCUAUGAUUUAGUCAUUACUUCAUACAAUCUCUUGAUGAGCGAGUACAAGAGAUUUGGGAACAGAUCCCUGUUGUUUGCCGUUCGCUGGAACCGUGUGAUCCUCGACGAGGCUCACAUCAUUCGAAAUGUGAAGACCAGUUGCUGCAGUUCCGUGUGCCAACUGAAAGCCCGUUGCCAUUGGGCCUUAACCGGCACUCCUGUCCAGAAUCGUGCCAUCGACGUGUUCGCCCUGCUUCGCUUUCUGGAAGUACCCAACUUUCGAGACCUCCAGCAGUGGAAGAGGUACUUGAACGAAGGCAUGCACGCCCACCGCCGACUGAACUUCAUUAUCAAACCUCUAAUGCUGCGCAGGACCAAGCAACAGCUUCAGGAGUCGGGAGACAUGCCUGCACUGCCCCCUCUAAAGGUUGAACUAAUCUGCGUGCAGCUCUCGGAGCCGGAAAUGGCUGUGUACCAGAUCCUGUCUGCCAUCUCCCAAAAAAUCUUUACGCAGUUUCUGCUGCAACGCGAGAAGGGCAACAGCGAUUUAAACUAUUAUUCUCUGGAAACGACACCUCAGUUUAUUAAGGACAUUUUUGAGGCCAAGUACACAGAGAUUUACCACAGAUUCUUGAGAUCGCUUGGCUACAAUCCGGGAGCUAAGAUCAAGGGUAUAGUUAUCCUGGUGCUACUGCUGCGCUUGCGACAAUUCUGUUGCCACCCUGGUCUAAUGCUCGGGAUGCUUUUUGGUUCCAUGACUGCUGAAGAUGUGCAGAACAUAAGAGUUGACGCCACAGAUGUGGAGGGCCAGCUUAAGAUGGAUGUACUUGCGGAGUUGGACAAAUAUGAUCAACCCGCUGAUGAUGAGGAUUCCUUUGACGAGGAUGAAAGCGUUCCAAUGACAAGCGUUGCCAGGAGGAAUGACGUAAAACAUGAGAACGAAGCCCUCGAAGGCAUGAGGGAAGAGAUUGUGCCAUGGGAUAUGGGAGAUGAGCAACCAUCAAGCAGUUCUUCAGCUAAUCCAUUAGAUGCGGCAAGAGCUCUGAAGCUUCUUAAUCCUCAGAAUCCUAUUUUCGAGUUCAAACGCUCGUCUGCCAAACUAAAGCUUGUCAUUGAUAAGCUGGAGGAGCUGCUCACGGGUACCAACGACAAGAUCAUAGUUACAUCACAGUGGGUCAGCUAUCUAGCUAUCAUCCGAAAGCGUCUGCAGGAUCAGUCGUGGGAAACGCUUGACUUUAAUGGCCAGCUGUGCGCCAAAGAUCGCGAGGUCGUACUGCGAGACUUUAGUGCCGAUAAUGACAAGCGGGUUCUCCUACUCUCCCUCACUGCUGGCGGAGUAGGCCUGAAUCUCAACGUUGCCAACCAUAUGCUCAUGGUGGACCUUCAUUGGAAUCCCCAGCUGGAGCGGCAGGCCCAGGAUCGUAUUUAUCGAUAUGGUCAAAACAAGCCCACCUUCAUUUAUCGCUAUAUGUGCCAGGACACUGUGGAGCAGCGAAUCAAGGCACUACAGGAUUACAAGUUAGAAAUUGCCAAAGUGGUGCUGCCCGAGGAAGAGGGAGGAGUGUCCGCUCGUGGUGGCGGUGGACUCAACCUCGCGGAGCUCAAGAAACUGUUCUCAAUGUGAAAUCAAAGAUUUCAUUUCGUUUGUUAUUCGUUUAGAAGUUGUCAUUUCUAGUUUAAUUUAAAACGUUUUUAAUUUCACUUAUUUUUAAAAACCAGACAUCAUAUAAAGUUAUGUAACCUCUAGUUUAAUCGUAACCUCUAGUUUUCAG